AUGGAAGUAUUGAAGUCUUCGACUGACCAAAGGCGGGAGAGCGGAGAGACACCAAGUAUACGCGCCAAAGCGUCGACAUUUGAUCCUGAUCAUCAUUGUCACGACCCGCACAAUUGCCCGCCAACAGAAAAGGACGAAAAAGGGAUGUUGGCGAAGGAGUUGGAGGAUGCCGCUGCAUCCAGUGACCGAAAGGCAGAGACCACUGGUAGUGACGACUUGGAAGGUGGAAAUAGAUUCAAGGGAUGGUGUCGUCGACAUCGUUCCCAUAUCCACAUUGCCAUUCAACUGGUCAUCUGGUUGCUCUUUACCGGCUGGUGGAUAGCUGGGCUUAUACUUCGCCGAAAGGAUUUGGGAUGGGUAGUCCCGUUCCUUGUUUACCUUUGCCUUACUCUUCGACUUGUAUUCUUCCAUAUUCCAAUAUCCAUCCUAACCAGACCGAUGCGUUGGGUAUGGAGAAAUACAGCUCCACGUUUCGUUUCGCUGAUCCCGGAAAGGUUUCAGACUUUGGCUGGCGCUGCAUUGGUCGUUUCCGUCAUCCUAAUAGGCGCGUUUGCUUCGCCUGAAUCGGCCGAUAAUACUCGCGAGAACCGUGCAGUUAGUUUGUUCGGCUUGGUGGUGCUGAUAGCAGGUCUCUGGAUCACUUCCAAAGACCGUAAAAAGAUUGUCUGGAGAACUGUCAUAGUCGGCAUGUUGGUCCAGUUCAUCAUGGCCUUAUUCGUCCUGCGCACCGGGGUCGGUUAUGACAUAUUCAACUUUAUUUCGUCUCGCGCAACCGACCUCCUUGGGUUUGCUAGAAAAGGAACCCAAUUCUUGACUGACGAAAAAGUCCCUACUAUACCCUGGUUUCUUAUCACAGUAUUGCCGGCGAUCAUUUUCUUCGUAUCGUUGGUACAGAUCCUGUAUUACAUCCACUUUAUCCAAUGGUUUAUUGGGAAAUUUGCAGUCUUCUUCUUCUGGUCAAUGCGGGUGUCGGGCGCAGAGGCGGUUGUUGCAGCAGCAUCCCCGUUUAUUGGCCAAGGCGAAUCGGUCAUGUUGAUUCGGCCCUUUAUCAAUUAUCUUACCAUGGCCGAAAUCCAUCAGGUUAUGUGCUCGGGAUUUGCGACGAUUGCUGGGAGCGUGUUCGUCGCAUAUGUAGCAAUCGGAGUGAACCCUCAGGCGCUGAUUUCUUCCUGCGUUAUGAGCAUACCUGCAUCGCUCGCAGUGUCGAAAAUGCGCUAUCCCGAGCAAGAAGAAACCCUGACAGCAGGGCGUGUCGUGAUCCCAGAAGACGAAAGUGAUAAACCUGUCAAUGCACUUCAAGCGUUUGCAGCAGGUGCUUGGCUGGGUUUGAAAAUCGCAGCCAUGAUCACAGCAACAUUGCUGUGCAUCAUAUCCCUUAUUGGCCUCAUUAACGGGUUGCUCACUUGGUGGGGUCGAUAUCUCAAUAUCAAUGAUCCUCCACUUACUAUCGAACUUAUUGUCGGGUAUAUUUGCUACCCCAUUGCCUUUUUACUCGGGGUCCCGCGCAAUGGUGACCUGCUCAAGGUAGCUAAACUGAUCGGCACAAAGCUCAUUGCGAACGAGUUUGUCGCAUACAAAGCCCUUCAAGAAGAUCCGGAGUACGCGAGUCUUUCGCCACGCUCCCGCCUUAUCGCAACAUAUGCACUUUGUGGAUUUGCAAAUAUCGGUUCACUAGGAAACCAGAUAGGUGUUCUAGCCCAGCUUGCGCCUGGCCGAACUGCCGACGUAACGCGGGUCGCCGUAAGCGCAAUGAUAACUGGAGCCCUCAGCACCUUGAGUAGUGCCAGCAUUGCCGGGCUACUGAUCACCGACGAACGUACUUGA
Molecule: messenger RNA, 1824 nt
Organism: Uncinocarpus reesii 1704
Lineage: Eukaryota; Fungi; Ascomycota; Eurotiomycetes; Onygenales; Onygenaceae
Exons: 3
Coding region: 1-1824 (607 amino acids)
Biological process (GO): nucleoside transmembrane transport
Cellular component (GO): membrane
Molecular function (GO): nucleoside transmembrane transporter activity; symporter activity
Source: RefSeq, a predicted model, not a curated record